Messenger RNA from Salvia splendens (bonfire salvia), 530 nucleotides. RefSeq lists its product as uncharacterized. NCBI's taxonomy places the organism in Eukaryota, Viridiplantae, Streptophyta, Magnoliopsida, Lamiales, Lamiaceae. The transcript is spliced from 3 exons. The record is from RefSeq and is a predicted model, not a curated record. Bases 6 to 530 code for a protein of 174 amino acids.
AGUUAAUGAGAUCGGCAUCUCAAGAUGUGUUGGAACAAGCGACAGAGUCUCCUACUUCUGUGUUAUCUGAAAACCAUUCAGAUACAUCUGCCAGAGCUGAUACAUGUACUCCCGAAGGUAGCUGGUCACAGUUAUCAUCCACUCUUGCUCUUGAUGCCAGUGCUUCUUGUGCUGCUGAAGCACCUACGAGAACCGAACUAGUGAAUGAAAAUGGAAAAUAUAAUCCCGAUGAAGAAGUUUCUCCGUAUCAGGAGCUUUCAUCUCACAACGACAAGGAAGAUCAAUCUGCUGUGCAACAAACUGAAGCUCUUUGCCCUGUAGACGCGGUUCCUUUUCCAUGGCUGAUGCUUUCAUCAUGUUCGACUCAGCAAGGGCUCGACAAGAAAGGCAAUCUCGACAGCAAUGAAGAGAAGGAAGUGUCUUCCAGUGGUUCAACAACUGAUUCAGACAGAGAAAAGAGCUCGGAUACUGACAGCCGACGUCCCUUGCUUGAAAUGAGAGGGAAGCAAACGCACUCGCCUCUAGAUUAA